CAAAGCCAACAAGGCAGUGGUUUGCCAAAGGAACAAGGCGGCGAUGCAGAAACUGUUGGGGUGGCUUGUGAUCGGCGCUCUAGCCGUUUUCGUGAGAGGUGAGCAAUGUGGGAGGCAAGCGGGGGGUGCUCUGUGCCCAGGCGACCUGUGCUGCAGCCAAUACGGAUGGUGUGGCAGCACCGAUGAGUACUGCGGCGAGAACUGCCAGAGCAAGUGCAAGGGCGGCGGGGGAGCCAGCGCUUCCAACGUUCGUGCCACCUAUAAUGACUACCAACCGGAGCUUCACAACUAUGACCUCAUCGCCACCAGAACUUUCUGCGCCACUUGGGACGCCUCCAAGUCUUACGCCUGGCGCAGUAAAUACGGCUGGACCGCCUUCUGUGGGCCAGCCGGCCCUCGCGGCCGAGACGCUUGCGGCAAAUGCCUCAGGGUCACAAACACCAGGACCAGAGCGCAGGUGACGGUGAGGAUAGUGGACCAGUGCAGCAACGGAGGCUUGGAUCUGGAAACCGGCGUAUUCAACCGACUGGACACCGAUGGCUUAGGGCACCAACAGGGCCAUCUCAUCGUUGAUUACACAUUCAUCGACUGCGGCGACGAGUUGGACUCCUCCGGCCGCCACCCCUUACUCUCCAUACUCCAACCCUAAUUAAGCUACCCAUAAGGCCGUUAGCCCGUUACCUUCCGAAUAAGUGGCCUAUAUGUUUCUGUGAAGCCUACCUCAACGUACGGCCACAGUAUUUUGUCAAUGUAUGCGCUAUAUUAUCCAUGAAGAGUAGAGUAAUAUGUAUGUAUGUAUGUGUUGCUCCGUGCUGAAAUCGAGGCUUCUCAUCCGUAUCAUAAUGUUCAAUUAAGCCGCACUCUCUCUUC
This is a messenger RNA of Neltuma alba, 870 nucleotides long. RefSeq names its product pathogenesis-related protein PR-4-like. The transcript has a single exon. The record is from RefSeq and is a predicted model, not a curated record. Gene Ontology annotation, biological process: defense response to fungus; defense response to bacterium. Gene Ontology annotation, molecular function: RNA nuclease activity; chitin binding. Lineage: Eukaryota; Viridiplantae; Streptophyta; Magnoliopsida; Fabales; Fabaceae. The coding region runs from base 44 to 649 and encodes 201 amino acids.